UGAUCUAGAAACAUUCCAACAUCCUAGUGCAACAUUUUUUUCUUGGGCACAGCACAACUUAUUUAUUAAUUAAUUUACCUGAAUAAUUAUUUUUUUUUAAUUCUUAAAGUAAUCGACUUUAUCAUAAUGUCGAUUCUUAAAAAUGGAAUGAAACUACUUAUUAACAGGUCCGCUAAAAAUUUAUUAGGAAAUAAGUGUCUGCAUACACCUUCAUCACUGGACACUGCUAAAAAUGUUGGAAUCAAAUCAUCAAUUGCAAGGGCAUAUACUUCUGGUGAAUCAAAUGAAGAUAAAUUUGCCAACAUGCCAGUUGAUCGAAUUACAUGUACAUUGAUUCCUGGUGAUGGAGUGUAUCCUGAAUUAAUGAACUCUGUUCAAACUGUGCUAAAAGCUAUUGGAGCACCAAUUGAUUUUGAGACCAUUUUAUUUUCUGAAGUACAGCAUUCUAGCAGUGCUCAAGUUGAAGAUGUUAUUAAAUCAAUAAAUCGCAAUAGAAUUUGUUUAAUGGGAGCAUUAAUGAGUCCUGAUGUAAGUUAUUCUGGAGAACUACAAAACUUGCACAUGAAACUUAGAAAAGGCUUAGAUUUAUAUUCGAAUGUUGUCCAUGUUGUUUCCUGGCCUGGAGUAGCUUCUAGACAUAAAAAUAUUGAUAUUGUAAUUAUUCGUGAACUUACUGAAGGAGAAUAUUCUGCCCUUGAACAUGAAUCUGUUGAUGGAGUUGUUGAAUGUUUAAAAAUUGUUACUGCUUCAAAAUCACAAAGAAUAGCAAAGUUUGCAUUUGAUUAUGCUCUUAGAAAUAAUCGUAAACGUGUUACAUGUGUUCAUAAAGCAAACAUAAUGAAACUUGGAGACGGUUUGUUUUUAAAAAGUUGUUCAGAGAUCAAACAACUGUAUCCUAGUGUCAACUUUGAAGCUAUGAUUGUUGAUAACUGUACUAUGCAGAUGGUGUCUAAUCCUCAACAGUUCGAUAUUUUAGUCAUGCCCAAUUUAUAUGGCAAUAUAUUAGAUAACUUAGCAGCUGGAUUAGUUGGUGGAGCUGGUGUUGUAGCUAGCUCAUCUUUCAGCCCUGAAUGUGCUGUUUUUGAACCUGGUGCAAGACAUGUUUUCCAAACUGCUGUUGGUAAAAAUAUAGCUAACCCAACAGCUAUGUUGAUGUGUGCAUCAAAAAUGUUAAGGCACGUUAACCUCCAGCAUUAUAGUGAAGCCAUAAGAACUGCAAUUAGAGAAGUGCUUGCUGCUGGCAAAGUGAGAACAAGGGAUCUAGGUGGUUCAAGCAGCACUCAUGAAUUUACUGAUGCAGUUAUAAAAGCUAUUGUUUAAGUUAUUACUUAAUUAUUUUUGAGAGUUAAACUUUACAUUUUCCUGUAAUAACAUUUACCAUUGAUUUAUUAUCAAAUUUCCUCAGUAUUAAUGAAAUGGGUUUAGAUUUCAAAUUGUAAUUGUGUUAAAUUAAUCAAUAGUUUCACUAUUAACU
Sipha flava (yellow sugarcane aphid) is the source of this 1474-nucleotide messenger RNA. RefSeq names its product isocitrate dehydrogenase [NAD] subunit beta, mitochondrial-like. Gene Ontology annotation, cellular component: mitochondrion. The record is from RefSeq and is a predicted model, not a curated record. The transcript is spliced from 9 exons. Gene Ontology annotation, biological process: isocitrate metabolic process; tricarboxylic acid cycle. Gene Ontology annotation, molecular function: oxidoreductase activity, acting on the CH-OH group of donors, NAD or NADP as acceptor; NAD binding; magnesium ion binding. The coding region runs from base 127 to 1320 and encodes 397 amino acids. Lineage: Eukaryota; Metazoa; Arthropoda; Insecta; Hemiptera; Aphididae.